Messenger RNA from Nematocida parisii ERTm1, 504 nucleotides. RefSeq lists its product as uncharacterized. NCBI's taxonomy places the organism in Eukaryota, Fungi, Microsporidia. The record is from RefSeq and is a predicted model, not a curated record. The coding region runs from base 1 to 504 and encodes 167 amino acids. The transcript has a single exon.
AUGCUAAAGAGCUUUCGCAUUGCAUAUAAAUAUGCUAUAAAAACACUUAAGCGUAUAAAAUCAAUUGACUCGUACAGUUUUGAUCCUUACCAAAUAGCUAAAAUAGAAGAUGUUUUCUCGCUGUGCAUAAUUAACUAUUUAGAUGCAGAAGUAUUGGUGUCUAGCUCUAUUAGUAGCCUUAAAAAUAAGAUCGAAAGUGCACUAUAUGAGCAUGCGCCCUUAAAGAAUAACACAUCUCCUAGUACGUUUAGAUUAAAUGCAACAAUUCCUACCGAUAAGAAAAAGAUAAACCUGCUUAAAAACCUUGUUUCUUUGUUGGAUAGUGAAAAAGAGUUGUGUGCUUUAAAAAAAAUUAGUGUGCAUAAAAUAAUAAAUGGUAUCCAGCCAGUGAAAAAAGGAUACCUUUCAAUUUCAUAUUCCACAUACGUUGAUAAAGUAUUAAAAAACAAUAAAGCGAUUAAUAAAAAGUUAAGAGAAUAUCGAUUAGAAUUAAAAAGUUUAUAA